AAAACCAGUUCAUAACCCGAUUCCUACACCGCUAUGCGCUAUCAAGAAUUAUUAUUUUUUAUAAUUUGUGAUUUUCUAUUUUGUGUAUUUUAAACGGGUCGGAUCUUAUUGGAGAAAUGGAGUCAGGAGGGAAAGUGAAAAAGGGAGCGGGAGGAAGGAAAGGUGGGGGUCCGAAGAAGAAACCGGUAACUCGGUCAGUGAGAGCCGGUCUUCAGUUUCCAGUUGGAAGAAUUGGGAGGUACUUGAAGAAGGGAAGAUAUGCACAGCGGGUUGGUACUGGUGCUCCUGUUUACAUGGCUGCUGUUCUUGAGUACUUAGCUGCUGAAGUAUUGGAGUUGGCAGGGAAUGCAGCAAGAGACAACAAGAAGAACAGGAUAAUACCAAGACAUGUAUUGCUUGCUGUGAGAAACGAUGAGGAACUUGGAAAAUUGCUAGCCGGUGUUACCAUUGCUCAUGGAGGAGUCUUGCCUAAUAUUAAUCCUGUUCUCUUGCCUAAAAAGACUGAGAAAGCUACCAAAGAACCCACCAAGUCUCCCUCCAAGGCUACCAAGUCACCAAAGAAGGCUUAAAAAGUUUGUCUCACCAUAGAAAGCUCAAGAAGCUUCUCCUGUUGUAUGUAAUUUUGGGUUUCAUGGUUGAUCUUAUUUUGUUGAUGAUGUGUAGGCGAACUUUAAUUUUUUUUUUUUUUUUAAAGUAUGUAGUACUACUGCUAGAAUGUGGCAUCUCAGAUUAAUAGAUGAAACUACAUGUUUCUGCUUUUCAUUA
Molecule: messenger RNA, 765 nt
Organism: Ricinus communis (castor bean)
Lineage: Eukaryota; Viridiplantae; Streptophyta; Magnoliopsida; Malpighiales; Euphorbiaceae
Product: histone H2A
Exons: 2
Coding region: 117-569 (150 amino acids)
Cellular component (GO): nucleosome
Molecular function (GO): DNA binding; structural constituent of chromatin; protein heterodimerization activity
Source: RefSeq, a predicted model, not a curated record